This is a messenger RNA of Talpa occidentalis (Iberian mole), 5343 nucleotides long. RefSeq names its product solute carrier family 66 member 1 (gene SLC66A1). The transcript has 9 exons. The record is from RefSeq and is a predicted model, not a curated record. Lineage: Eukaryota; Metazoa; Chordata; Mammalia; Eulipotyphla; Talpidae. Bases 1159 to 2124 code for a protein of 321 amino acids.
AGAACCCUGGAGCCGGGCCGGGCGCUGGAUCUUGACUCGUGUUUUCUGCACCCUUACUGCACAGCUGCUGUGUCUAGGCCCUGAGAAUCAAGUUUACCACCAGGCUGAAAGGGAGGAGUGGUCGCUGAGGUGUGUGGUGAGCAUUCUGCGCACAAGGAGGGGAGGAAGUGACAAGUCUGGUCCAGCCAGCCCUGGCAAGGCCUCCGAGGGCAGUUUAGAGCUGGGUCUUUGGAUCUCUUUCCCGGCCUAAAGGGGUGAAGGACCCUUCUAGGGGAACAGCCAACGUGCAGAAGCCUGGAGGCCAGAGAAUGACUGAAGACACGAGGCAAGGGCGGGAGACGAGCUGGGAGGGCAGUUCUUGGAGUGCUGCCCAAGUGCUGCCUUGGGGUGCAGUGGACUCCAUCUGGUAGACGGAGGUGGCCACUUGACCAGCUUCUGCAGGAACAUUGCCCUGACUCAGCUCGCAUCCAGGAGAGGAGCUUGGGUGUGGCCAGAGGUUCCUUCUCCAGCACAGCCUUUCUCCAAGUGUGUCCGUGCAUACCAGAAUCCGCUGGGGGAGCCACUCAACCCAAGGUUCCCUGAUCCCCAGUCUAGACUGGGGAUUGCAAAUUGAUUCUGCGUUUUGAACUUGUGCUCCCCAAAUCCAAGGUACCCCUACUGUGGUCCUUGUUGAAUCUAUGAAUCUGCGUAGUUAUAACCUUGGACAUUGUUCGCUCAGUGCUGUUUGACCAGGAGGUGGGCCUCUUCCCAGAAGCCAGGCCAGGCUGGCCUCCACACUUCGUUCAGAACCUAUAAUUGAUGGCCAAGGACUGGAAUGAUGACAUCCCCAAGCGUCUCUCCUCUGUCUAUUCCCUACGUCUGCAGGGAGGGGAACCCUGAUCGCCUCUCCCACCUUAUGCAGCCCUUAGGGGUAGGCCUCUUCUGUUCAGGGCUCAGGCGUGUCUCAGAGUAUCCCAAGAUACUCCAUGCGAAGACAGGAUUUGCCUCCCGGUGCCCUGGGUACAUUCCUCAAGACACCCUCCUCCCACACGACACAUGUGUGCACCUCAUUCCUCCCUAUCCUGCUGAAAGGAGGGAGUGAGAGGUGGUUGAGACCCUGGACUCCCAUCCUCAGAACAGUCUGGCCGUGCACCUGUCAGGCAGUGGGCUCAGAGCUUUAUGUACAUUUCAUCUGCGAGCCCUGGCCUGCUUCGUUAUACCACCACCCUUCCCCCGGCCCUCCCUCCUGCUGCAGCCAUGGUCUGGAGGAAACUGGGCUCCGGCAACUUCUCCAGCUGUCCCAACGGCAGCCUGUGGAUAUGGGACGUGUUCGGCGAAUGUGCCCAGGACGCCUGGGAUGAGGCCAGCGUGGGCCUGGGCUUGAUCUCAAUUGUCUGCUUUGCUGCAUCCACCUUGCCCCAGUACAUCAAGGCCUGCAAGGUGGGCAACAUGGACCAGGCCCUGUCCCUGUGGUUCCUCCUGGGCUGGAUCGGCGGAGACUCCUGCAAUCUCAUCGGCUCCUUCCUUGCUGACCAGCUGCCCCUGCAGACCUACACGGCGGUGUACUACGUCCUGGCCGACCUGCUGAUGCUGUCGCUGUACUUCCAUUACAAGUUCAAGAAACGCCCCUCCCUCUUGUCUACCCCCAUCAAUUCCGUGCUCCUGUUCCUCUUGGGGGUGGUGUGUACCACCCCACUGCUGAGCGGUGCUGGUGCUGGCUCUGUGGCCGCCCCGAGAGAGGUCUUUCGGGGGCGGACCCUCCUGUCUGUGGAGCCGGGCAAUAAGCCCUUCACUCGGCAGGAGAUCAUCGGCUUCGUCAUUGGCUCCAUCUCUAGCGUGCUGUACCUGCUGUCCCGGCUGCCCCAGAUCCGCACCAAUUUCCUGCGGAAGUCGACCCAGGGCAUCUCCUACUCACUGUUUGCGCUGGUGAUGCUGGGGAACACGCUGUAUGGGCUGAGUGUGCUGCUCAAGAAUCCCGAGGAGGGCCAGAGUGAGGGCAGCUACCUGCUGCACCACCUGCCCUGGCUCGUGGGCAGCCUGGGCGUGCUGCUGCUUGACACUAUCAUCUCUAUACAGUUCCUGGUGUACAGGAACGCCGCCAACACCGCCACCUCCUCAGAGCGCCAGCCCCUGCUCCCCAGCUGACCAGGCCCCAGGCGGAGCCCAGAAUGACAGCGACCUCCAGAGGCUGCACCCAGGAAGAGAGAAGUGUGGGCAGUGAAGGUGCUGCUGGCGCUGGCCUGGGCCAUGCAGGGAGCCGGGGCCAGCCUAGAACUCCAGGCCUAGCCGCCUCUCCCAGCCCCCAAAAAUCCCCAUGGACUGACUGCUACGGGCAAGUCAGCCCCCCAGGCCAGUACACCCGCUCUGGGGCCGACUCCGGGGUCCGGGGCACUGUCCCAGGGAGCUCAGGGAAGGGCGGCAGCUGGGACCCCAGUCUCUCGACAGCAUGGCUGCCCCCCCGGCUCACCUACCUCAUUCUGCUCUCCUGGGGAGGGGCGCAGUGGCCGCCCACACCCAGGGCUGCCUGUGGCCUCCAGACACCCUAGUAAAUGGUAUCUCCCUCGAGGCAUGUUGUUGCUCCUUCCCCAGCACGCUGGGCAUCUGGGCUGCUCUGGGCACAGUGGUAGUUGGGAAUCUGCGCCCCAGCUCCCAGGUGGGGCCCUACAGGGUCAGGAUGUGGAGAGAAGAGCAGUUGGAGGCCGAGUCUGCUGGCCAACCCCGGCCCAGCCUCCCGGGGCCUCAGGUGGCUUCACCCCGCUUCUCUGUGGCAUGCCCCACACCUGGUGCCAGUGGGAAUGAUACUCUGACAGGGUCCUGCCCUGCAGCACUCCAGGGAAGCAGGACAAUUAAGGCUCAGGUCUGGGUUCCAUGGCUUGGCUUCUCUGGGGCUCGGGUACCUCAGCUGUGAAGUGGGUACCACUUUAUAUGCCCUUGUAAAAUGGUGUGAUCACAGAGUUUAGCCCCAAAGUCUGGAAUGACUUUUUAAAAAUAAAGGUCAUUUUUUGUUGGAGGCGACGGACAUGCAGCUCUCCCUGGAGAUCCAGGAGACCUUUCUAGAGGAGGUGACAGGGCAUAAAGGUGAGCAGGAAAAAACCAGGUGGGGAAUGUUUCAGACAAGAGGAAGAGGAGGGCAGAGCUCUGCCCUAGCUCUGGUUCCUGGGCCCCAGUCUUGGCUAGUCCCCCAGCCCCCAUUCCAUGUCCAUUUCCUAUUGCCCCACCCCCAUGGGUGCCCUAGGACAGGCCAGCUCCCCUUGGUGUUGCCCUCAUCUCACCCCCACAUACCCCACCAAGUCUCCCAGGACCCAGAGCCAUCUGGGUGGGCUGGCAGGGGAGAUAAGCAGCACUUUUGUCUUUCUUCUAGAAUCUUCCUUUUCUGGCUCCAGAGAAAGGAUCCUGGCAGCAGGGCCAUAGCCUUCACCGAGAGGGGGUGCCACAGCCCAGUUAGGUGACAUGAAUGUUUGCGGAGCACAGCAGAGCUGGGAUGGUGAAGCAGCUCUGCUCCCUGCCCUCAUGGUGGGGAAACAGUGGCCAGGCCCUGGUGUAAGAGCUGGGCUGGAUGGUACAAAGUUCCAUAGAAACGAGACCAGCCCUGGGAAGCUCAGCUGGGGAGGGCUACACGGAAGAGGGGCCUGGAGCUGACUCUGAAGGCAGAAGGGAAAGAUGUGAGGACAGGGGCUGACUGGGUUUGGUUGGGAGAAGUGGAGGCAGGAAUUGGGAUCUGGAGCAACCCAGUGGGGUCACCUUGAGGCUCAGGAGGGCAGUGAGGGAAGGCACAGCCAGUCUCCCCCAGCCCUGUCCUGGGCUGCCUGCAUAGCUCAGGUGUCCCCUGCAAGCAGCUGAAGCACCUGAGCUGGGCUCUCCAGCCCUCACAGCCCCCUAAGGUAGGAUGGCCAUUUACAGGUGGGCAAGCAGGCUUCCAGGAAUUAACCCACUCGGGGUGGCACAACUAGGAGCGGGAGCUGUUUGAACCACCCGAGGCGCAUCCCAGACCUGGCAGGGCCCUCACAGUCCCCUCCCCUCCUGGCUAGGGGUCCAGGGUUGCAGCCUCACCCUUGCCCUCAGGGGCCACCCACUGUCCAAGCCUCUGGUUUUGUCCCAGCAAAAGGUGCCCCAGGCCCCAGCUGGCUCUGGUCCUGGCCUGGUUCAGGUGCGCUUUGCCAGCCAGGUAUCUGCCACCCAGGGUCCAGUGUGGAGGUGGGGCUCCAUGCCAAUUACCUGAGGCCAGGUGGUACCCUCCUUGCCUGCUAGGCUGGUAUGGCUGGUAUGGUCCCAAACGUGGACCUAAACCUCAGCUGGGUGGCAGAGAGUUGAUGUCUCUUAGUCCCUGCCCAGGGAAGCCCCCAUCUAACAGGAGUGACUUACUCUCUUCCUCCUGGGAACCACCCAGGGUGAUGGGUAAUAGCUGCUGCUUUCAGGCACUGCCCAGUCGGCUCUGCCGUGGCUCCUCCCUUAGGAAGCCCCAAGCUGAUGGGGGAGGAGGCUGCUGCCCCCAGGGAGCACCCUGAUGGAGGUGGUUAUGGCGGUUAAAUGGGAUGGGCCUGGAGACUUGCACCAGCACCAGACGUGGUCAUAAGUAAUGGCAACGUUCCACUUUGACGGCGCUACCCAGAGCCUCCCCAGGUUCCUCCCGAGCGGGGAGGGCUGGGCGGGCUGGCGGGUUCUGAUGGCCCUGGGUGGAGUCCCUGAGAUGGCAGGGCCCUGGGUGCAUUUCCUUUCUCCGCAGGAUCAUGUUGCCUGCUCUUUGCCUCAGGCAAGGGGUGGUGGGGUCCUCCUCUAUAGGAGUGGCCCAAAGGGACAAGGGAUCCCCUGGAUCCUUCCUGGCCUGAUGUGAGCAUAGCAGAGCUCUGCAUUUUGGCUUCAGACCCAGACUCAGCAGAGGAAAGCGGUGCCACGCUGACUCUAUGCAGGAGGGCUCCCACCUCAGGAAGCUGGUGGGGGGCUGAAGCCAGCUCUGGUGCCCUUUACACUAGCCACCCCAAGUUGUCUACUGUAGUGGGUGCCGUUUUAACUAUUGAAAGAGACGCUAUGUACGAAAAUGCCUGGCUGGCAGGCGGUGGUCUUCGCCAAGGCCUAGUCCCCAGCGCUCAGCCCCAGGCCCUCCCAGCCCGGGGUUCUUGGUUAGUGAACCCGGAGGUUUUUGAAACCACUGCUCAGGCACUGCGGCCUUAGUCCCUGAAGCAGAGAGAAGGGACAGGUCUACCACUCACUGCUCUUUCCAACCCUUCUCCCCUGCACUUGGCUUUCAUGGCGGCUUAAAGGUGGGGCCCUCAGAGGUCCCUGGGUACCAGCCCGGUGCCUGGCCCUGACCAUCUCCAGUGUCCUAGCAAUGACCUGAUCAGGUUAGUAUUAGUGUUGGGGUGUGUG